AUGCCGGUCGGCAGUCUGCUGCCUUUCAGUGUGUCCCCGCUGGGGACGGGGAGCGGAGUGGGGGCCGGACCGGGCGGAUUGGCCCCCGGAGGCGGAGUGUCUGGGCUGCACUGGUUGGGCCCCGCGGGACGGAAGCUCUCCGGAUUUCGGCUGACUGAGAAGUUCGUGCUCCUUCUAGUGUUCAGCGGCUUCAUCACCUUGUGUUUCGGGGCCAUCUUCUUCCUCCCCGACUCCCCCAAGCUGCUGAGUGGAGUGUUCUUCCAGCAGCCCCCGCAGCCUCCUCCGCAGCGCACCCCCUUUGGUACCGGGCUGCAGGAUGAAGAGGACGGGGGUCGCCUCGCCCGGAUCCGGGAGGAACAUGAGAGGGCGCUGCGGGAAGCCAAGGACACGCUGAACCGGCCGCCCGAGCAGAUCAAGGGGGAGAUCCAGGAGGAGAAGGACCGGCUGCGGGCGCAGGGCAGGGGCACGGCCGCGGGCAGGUUAAAUCCCCGGCCCUUCAAAGAGCCUGUCGGGGUGGUGGGCAAGGAGCCCGUGGAUCCUGAUGUCAAGCAGAAGCGGGACAAGAUCAAGGAGAUGAUGAAGUUUGCCUGGGAUAAUUAUAAGCGAUAUGCAUGGGGAUUAAAUGAACUGAAACCUAUUCAAAAACAAGGACAUUUAAGUAAUUUAUUUGGUAACAUCCAAGGUGCAACAAUUGUAGAUUCUCUUGAUACUUUGUUUGUCAUGGGAAUGAAGGAUGAAUUCAAGGAUGCUAAAGAAUGGGUGGACAAGAACCUAGAAUUCAAUGUGAAUGCUGAGGUGUCAGUUUUUGAAGUGAACAUUCGUUUUGUUGGUGGCCUUUUAUCUGCAUAUUACCUUUCUGGAGAAGAGAUCUUUAGAAGAAAAGCAGUGGAACUUGGAGAGAAACUGUUGCCUGCUUUCAAUACACCAACUGGAAUUCCUUGGGCGCUGUUAAACAUGAAGAGUGGCAUCGGUCGAAAUUGGCCAUGGGCAUCUGGAGGCAGCAGUAUCUUGGCUGAGUUUGGAACCCUGCACUUGGAGUUUGUACAUUUAAGUGAAGUAUCUGGAAAUCCAGUUUUUGCUGAAAAGGUGAUGAAUAUUCGAAAAGUGUUAAGUCGAUUGGAUAAACCUCAAGGGCUUUAUCCCAACUACCUGAAUCCCAGCAGUGGCCAAUGGGGACAGCACCAUGUAUCUGUAGGAGGACUAGGAGAUAGUUUCUAUGAGUAUUUGCUGAAGGCAUGGCUGAUGUCAGACAAGACUGAUGAGGACGCCAAGACGUUAUAUUACAGUGCCGUUCAGGCGAUUGAGACUCAUUUAAUGCGCAAGUCAAGCAAUGGCUUAACAUAUAUUGCCGAAUGGAAAGGAGGUCUUUUGGAGCAUAAAAUGGGACACUUGACGUGUUUUGCCGGUGGCAUGUUUGCCCUAGGUGCAGAUGGAGCACCAGGGGACAAAACGGGGCACCAUAUUGAACUGGCUGCAGAGAUUGCAAGGACCUGCCAUGAAUCCUAUGAUAGAACACCAAUGAAACUGGGACCUGAAGCAUUCAGGUUUGAUGGAGGUGUAGAAGCAAUUGCUACAAGACAAAAUGAGAAAUACUAUAUUUUACGACCUGAAGUGAUUGAAACCUAUAUGUACAUGUGGAGAUUUACACAUGAUCCAAAAUACCGACAGUGGGGCUGGGAAGCUGUUCAGGCAUUGGAAAAGUACUGCAGAGUGGAAGGCGGCUAUUCUGGCAUCCGGGAUGUUUAUGCUCCCCAUCCUGCUCAUGAUGAUGUGCAGCAAAGUUUUUACCUUGCGGAGACCCUCAAGUAUCUCUACUUAUUAUUUUCCGACGAUGAUCUUCUUCCAUUAGAACAUUGGAUUUUCAAUACUGAGGCACAUCCACUCCCCAUUAUCCAAAAGGCUGACAGAACGAUAGAAACCCUAGAGUAAUAAGAGACACGAAUUGCCUCAUAUACCGGAAAUUCACUGCAUUCCUGCAACAGUCCGAUCAGGACAGAGCACUCUUCUUCAUGUCUAUUAACCAUUUCUUUUUCUUCUGAAGUUGUGAAGCAACCUUUUUGCAGUCUGUCACGUUUACUUUAAGACUCCUGGGUGAUUCUAGAGCCGUUCCUUUGUGACCUAACCAGUUGCUGUGAAUUAAAAGCACCUUUCUUCUUGGACAUUCCAUUUAGAGUUAGACAACCAUCCUUGGCCAUAUAGAAUAGAACAGUCUGCACUUUUCUUUACCAACUCCUUUUUCCUUUCAUUUGACUGCAAAGAUCCUUCCUCCUCUGUGAGGAGAUUGUCUGCUUUAAGCUGUAAUAUUUUGCCAUGUUGCAAAAAGCCAUAAUGAUUAGUAUAAAGAGCGAUUUCUUUUCCUUUCCAGUUAUAUGUGAAUCUGAUUUGUCUCACGGAGGACAAAUUGUGUAACUGUGACAUCUUCCUCUUAUGCGGGUUUUCUUUGGUAAAAUAUUCCGAACUGUAAUUUCUAUAGAGAUGACUUUGUUCCAUGCAGACAUGACUAUUUUUUUUGGCAGUGGUCCAACUUUCUUGUUUUUUUGUUAUUAAUCUGUGUUAAAUUAAUAGCCAUCUAAUCUGUUCAAUGAAGCUGUUCUUAAAGUAUUUUGAUUAUAAGACUAGAUUAUAUAUAUAUCUGAUCUAUAGACAAUCCAGGUGUUGCAAAAUAAAAUGUUCAGAUUAUUUUCUUAGGGCAAACUGUCGCUUGUCCUUUCUAGUAGACUAUUUCAUGUGAUUUUUCACCGUUUGUAAACCAGGUUUAUGAGGUUAUGUUCUGGGGUGUUUUCGGAACACAUAUGUAUUGCAGAUUUGCCGAAUAUCUGGGUAAUUUCAUGACCACAUUCCAUGGACGAGUAUGUCCGCCUUACUGAAACCAAAUGUCUGUCUGUAUUAUGUUUUUAAGGGAAUUUUUCCCUUUCACUGACCGCUCAUUGGUGUCAUUGAAUCAGCUUCCGUGAUAUUGAUUUGCUUUAUAGAAUAAAAAGCAUUUGUUUCAGUCAUUGGGCUGGCAGAUGCUUCUACUGAAGCGGGGAAUAUUCACUUUCUCUAGUACAUGAAGGUAGCAGAGGCAAUAGAAGCUGUUAAAAAAAAAAAAACUAAACCACCAUAGUGUCCUAAAUACUGUAGAAGGGUAAGUGAAACUGGGUCACCAGGGAGUCAGGGAUAGUUGCCACAUUCUCACAA
Messenger RNA from Bufo bufo (common toad), 3180 nucleotides. It is a transcript of the gene MAN1A1, whose product is annotated as mannosidase alpha class 1A member 1. Gene Ontology annotation, cellular component: endoplasmic reticulum; Golgi membrane; extracellular exosome. The record is from RefSeq and is a predicted model, not a curated record. NCBI's taxonomy places the organism in Eukaryota, Metazoa, Chordata, Amphibia, Anura, Bufonidae. Bases 1 to 1929 code for a protein of 642 amino acids. Gene Ontology annotation, molecular function: calcium ion binding; mannosyl-oligosaccharide 1,2-alpha-mannosidase activity. The transcript is spliced from 12 exons. Gene Ontology annotation, biological process: N-glycan processing; carbohydrate metabolic process.